Molecule: messenger RNA, 992 nt
Organism: Pseudoliparis swirei
Lineage: Eukaryota; Metazoa; Chordata; Actinopteri; Perciformes; Liparidae
Product: endonuclease domain-containing 1 protein-like
Exons: 2
Coding region: 1-939 (312 amino acids)
Molecular function (GO): hydrolase activity; metal ion binding; nucleic acid binding
Source: RefSeq, a predicted model, not a curated record
AUGAUGUCACAAAAGCAGAUGCAAUGCUCCACGGGAGCUCUGCUUCUCCUCCUACCCUUGUUUGGUGGCCUGGUGCUUGGAGAGAUCAGCAACGACUUCUCCCAGUGCCUUGAUUUCUUCUCUAAUAAAACUCCUCCAAAGGGUAUCACUGCAGCAGGGUACCAGCCAAUAUGCCAGCGCUACAAGAACCAUUACCACUUUGCCAGCCUGUAUCGUCGAGAGCAUCGUUCACCACUGUCCUCUGCGUACAUACUCAGUCCUGCAGAUGGCAAGCGGCCUGAAUCUAUCUGGAUGUUUGAACCUCAAUUGGCGUUUUCCCGUGGCAAAGCAGAGAUGCAACGCUUCAAGAGUGUCGUGAACCAGAAUGUGAUUGAGAGCCAAGCGGUUGUUAAGGACAACAAUAACUCCAACUUCACCAAGGGCCAUCUCAAUCCCAGCAUGCACCAGAAGACAAAAGAAGACCGGGAGGCCACCUUCACGCUGACAAACAUUGUCCCUCAGAAGAAGGGCUCCGACUGUGGACCGUGGAAUGAUCUGGAGAAGGAGGUUUUAAGUAACUUCACGGCCUUCUGCAACGGGUUGAUGCAUGUGAUCACCGGAGUCAUGCCUUAUGAGUCUGAACCGCGCUGGAUCAAUGGCAGGGUGUCUGCUCCUGAGUGCAUGUGGUCCGCCUACAGAUCCAACCUUCCAAAGUCUGUGAAGCCCUUUCCCCCCACAUAUGCUGCAGUGGGAAGGAAUGACCCCAACAGUGGAGAGGAGAUUGUGCCAGUUAAUGUCGAGGCGAGAAAGUAUUGGGGCUACGAUGUGAGGCGCAUGUCUUUAGAGGCUCUGGAGGGCAUCUUGAAACAGAGGCUGGCCAUGCCCAUCACUCUGUUUCAUGGACAGUGUCAGUCGCAAAGGUUGAAAGCUAUUGCAAUGAAUACAUUUACAUAUACAUGAUUUUACUAAGGAAACAAGAUAUAGGUAAAGAGCCUUCUUUUGAAUAAGUACUA